This is a messenger RNA of Porites evermanni, 2033 nucleotides long. NCBI's taxonomy places the organism in Eukaryota, Metazoa, Cnidaria, Anthozoa, Scleractinia, Poritidae. The record is from the annotation of a GenBank genome assembly.
AUGAGUAGUUCUUGUAAUCCAGUACGACUGUACUGUCACGGAAUGAACACUGCCACUCCCCGUGAGUACAUCACUCUGCCAGCAGGACCUGACAAAAACUUCGCCAGUUUUCACAGGGGUAGGCUGCUCAACUUUGAGACCUGCUCGGGCUCAAUCAACCCUGAACCAAAGCUGACCGCGAAUUAUUGGGGAACAACAAGGUAUAGAAAGAAAACUGUAACUUUUUUGUCCCAUACAUUUGUCAUGACCGUUUCAUCUUUCUCGACACUUUUGUUAUAAGCAGUCCUGGUUUUGUUGGUUUGUUUGUUUGUUUGUUUGUUUGUUUGUUUGUUUGAUACUGUAGUUCGAAUCAAUUGUCAACCCAGACCAUAGUUAAUAGAGGAGACUGGUUAUGAAAGGCGGAGAACAUCAAAGAUAGACACAACAGUGCUGCAGUUACACAAACCUUUUUGUUGUUGUUGUUGUUGCUCACAAAUUGUAAUGGAAUAUAAUAAUGCGACGCUUUUGUUGGUCAGUAAGAUCAAAAUGUUAGGAAUGCUAUUGAAUCUUGUUCACCGUCAAGUCCACAAAAACAAAUAACCAAGGAGUCUGACGGGUUUCAUAACCAUUCCACUCUAUUAACUAUGCCCAAACGGAAUAAACAAGAUGAAAGUUUGAAUAUCUUAAGGUAUCAUCCAGGGUAAAAAAGUCAUCAUUUUUCGAAAUUUUCAAUUUUUAGAUGAUUAAGUAGAGCUCAUCAAGAGCUCCCUUUUAAAAAAAAUUCCAGGAAAACAUGUUUUUUCUGUGCAGACUUAUGGAGCGCAAAAGUUUUUUCUAUGCUAAUUAUCUUACUUGCUCGUUGACAAGUCCUGUCAUACUUGAUAUGCAUCGAUAGUGUAACUCUUUUGCUGAUCUUGACGCUCAAAUUAUUUUCAGGUUUAACAAACUCCGCAUCGAUCCUACAUCGGGUCUUAUACACAGAAAUGAUUACCAGUUCGCCAAGACCGAGGGUAACCCAGUCAGGUUUGGCCGCGCGGGAGACUGCUUCUCAGCGGCCUCCAAAUGCCGCAAGGGUAAAUUCCAAAUUGAUUUGUCAGGCACGGGAAUGCGCAUGCGUAGGGAUGUAGAGUGGGAGGCCUGGGGUACGCCUAAGCUUCCAAAGCGGCUGCUUAAUGUUCAAAAGACCGACGAUGGGCUGUCUGUGGUUGGAGAGUGCGGUGGAUCGUGUGGAGGUUGCCAGCAUGCGCAAGAGAGAAUGUACGUGGAACCAGCUAAAUGCAUCGACCGGCAAAGCACUGGUAUGGCUUUUUCUAGUUUUUUUUUUUUACUACAGUUAAUUGUUAUUAUCACAUCCCAUAAAGCAGUUACAGUGUUCUUGGUGACAAACUACUACAAGGCUUUCAAAGUGGGAUUCGUAAUAGACUGCGCUACUGAGCGUAUUUUACGUGAACGGACGAAAUGUAAAGUACCGUGUUUAUAUAGCCUUGACACACAUACAAUCAAACGGCCAAAUGACCUGACUUGCUGCAGAUUGUCUGGUUUAAAACACAGACUCGCGGAAAACCCAAAAAACCUUUAGAAAUAACUCGCUGGAACCUUGUUCGACGGCGGUGCAGCUUUCGCGCGGUAGCAUCUCUUACUUUAAGAGUCACAAAAGGAAAAAAAAGCAGCCAAAAAAAAAAUAUAUAUUCCGCCAGCUCCGCUCAAGACUGGGUCGGUGUUGUGUCGAACUGCCUUAUGGGAAUGUUUUUGGGGGAGGAAUUUGGAACCAAUUUCCCUUCGCAGCUGUCAUAGCCAAUAAAGUAAAUAAUAGCGUCCCAAAACAGUCCAGUACACGUUUGACUGUAUUUUCUUUAUCUCUUUCAGAAGCCGUAGCUCGCCACUCUAUACCGAGGCAUCAUGCCUCAAAAUCCAAUGUAAACGGCGCGAAGAAAUCCUUCGUUAAGGUCCCUGAAAAGGUGCACAUUCGCUCCAAGAUUCCUUAUCCUCACAAGAAGACGUUCUUCAAAGCAGGCCCGGGCCUCGAAGAUAGCGAGAUGGAAGUCAUUGGUCAC